AUGGUGGUUGAAACCGGUGGAAGGGGGGUCCCCUCCACAGGGAUGACAGCCAGGGAGCUUUGUGACAAUGAUGACUUGGCCUCAGCCAUAACUCUAGAUCCAUAUCUUGGCUUUUCUACACACAAGAUGAAUACCAGGUACCGUCCAUUCAAAGGGAAAAUGCAAGAAGACCUGAAAGCAGUAAUAGAGCGCUUUAAGACACAUCAGAACAUGGAGAGAGCCUACAGAGAACUGACUGUUGGGGAGUGUGUGCGAACGUUUCUCCUCAACAAAACGAAAGCCCAACAAGCAGUCUUCAAACAACAUGUGUUCCGGUAUUUGCGAAUGUUUCAUCGAGGAUCAGGUUUUGAGUUGUUACCUUGUUAUCGAUAUACUAUGGAGGACCAAGUUGGAGCCAAGAUCUGUGCUAUACAGCAGUGGCAGAAGAAUGACAAAAUCCCAAUGCUUGUUGGCUGUAUUGCUGAGUUGACUAAAGAAGAAGAGGAGCAAUUUUUGCGACCAGGAAUCAAUGAUUUCAGUGUAAUGUACUCCUGUCGCAAAAACUGUGCCCAGUUAUGGCUUGGACCUGCAAGCUUCAUCAACCAUGACUGUCGUCCAAACUGCAAGUUUGUGUCGACUGGUCGUGAUACUGCCUGUGUUAAGGUUCUCAGGGACAUCGAGCCUGGUGAAGAGAUCUUCUGUAUGUAUGGGGAGGACUUCUUUGGAGAUAAUAACUGUCUCUGUGAAUGUGAAACUUGUGAAAGGCGUAAGAUGGGAGCAUUCAGGCCCAAAAACUCUGCACCAGCGGAUCAACUGGAAAAGGGGUACCGACUGCGCGACACUGACGACAGAUUAACACGGCAGAAAAUAGAGACAGAGAAAAGUCGACCAUCAGCAGGGAUGACUGGCGCAGCAGAAUUUGGCAAUGGUAUUGCUGAUUAUAAAUCAAAAAACUGGGACAUCAGAGAUGGUAACUUAAAGAAGCAUUCUCAUUUGCUGAAGGCUGCAGAACUGAAAAAGCGUGGAAUCACACGAUAUGAUGCAGAAAUUAUCCUAUCUCAGGGUCUCAACCUCCCAGACCCUCAAGUAGUCAUUGAAACUAAGCUCCCUUCAUCUAUCAAUCAAAACAAGACUGUUAAAGCAAGCUCUGUCCUGGCACACAUGAACAAACCUUCAAGAAAAAGUCGGAAAAGAUUAAAGCGUUCUCAUGGUGGUAAAUUUGCUCAGGAAUCUGUUCAUUAUGAGAAUAACAAUCAAACUAAAAAUGAAAUGUCUAAUGCUGUCGUGUGUUCCAAGAUCAAAUCGCCGUGCAAAAGAAUGAGCUUUAGUUUUGAAGAGUGUGAGACUGAUAGCAAUGAUGUGGUAAAAAAUGAUGAAGUGGUCAGUCAUCCAAGAGAGAAAAAUCACUUACAAUCUCAAUCAGAUGAAGGUUUGUUUGUAAUGGUUAACCAUAGUUUGGAUGGAAAAGCAUCUCAAGCAAUCAAGGGACCAGGGUGUUCUUCUGCUGGGCUUCGUAACUCUCCAAAGUGCCGCAGUAGUCCUCGUUUAAGAGGAAGAGGCUCUGGGCUUUCUAGUGGAGGUGAUGGGCCUGCAUCAGUCUGCGCUGACAUAACUAACCAGGAGGAUGGUGGGUUGCUGUCUCCAUUACACAUAAAGACAGAACCCCUGGAUGAUGUCCAACUCCCACGUCAGAGUCCACGUUUCAAAAUGGGAAGGACAGCAGAAAUUGUGAAAGAAGAAUGUUUAGACUCCUGUGUUCCUAGUGUUCCUGUACCUUCUGUCAUGAAGCAUAUUGUAGAUGAUAAGAGAAAUGACUCAUGUGUUUUAAGCAAAAUUAAAGUGGAGCCAGGCUCAACAGUUAAAUCCGAGUCUGUAUCGCCAGGACCAGGAUCAUACACUCGAUGUUCUGUUCGGGCCUCCCCAAAACUUACACGAGUGAACACUUGUGAACGGCAGAGAAGACUUUCUUGUGGUUCAAACAAUAAGAUCCCAAAACUUUCACCAUCAGUUCCUGUGAGACAAAGUCCACGACUUCAUGUUAAACAGUUAACAUCAUCAGACACAGGAGAAUUUGAGAAGGUUAAACCUGCUGCAGCUAUUAACCUCUCAGCAAAACUUGAGCAUGAUUGUCACUCAGGGAAUACAUCAGACAUCCCAAUGUUUUGUGAUGCUGGGAAGAGCUUGUAUAGUUCAAAACACAACCUAGGUGUUGCCUCCCAUACCGAUGAUGAAUUCAAGAUAUGGGAGUCAGAAUCUGUGUUUGAUCAAAGCCAGGGGAAGUCAGAACGCUUAGUUGCAACAAUGGCUGAACCUCCGUCACAGCAGCCCAUUCAUGAUAUUUUAACACGUCCAUUUGUAGCUACAGAAACAAAGGCAGUAGAUCAUGUUAAUCAUAUAAAACAGGAACCGGUGACCAAAACGAGGAAAAACAAUGUGAUGUACCGCUCUGUGUCUGACCAGUGUCUGUCAACAUACAACAGGCACACCAAGCACAGAGACAGAAAACGUAAGCUAUCCUACUCGGUGAGCAGCCAUUACGAUUCCUCUCCAUGUCCGUCCCCAGAGAAGAAGAUACCUAAGCUUACAAUUCGCCUGCGACCAGACCCAAACUUGCAGCGGGAACUUGACCAGAAUCAAUCGGACUAUGUCAUUUUUAAGAUGGAUGACAGUCCACGUUUGAAAGAACCUCAGGACAAAAUAAACAAUAACAAUGAUUGUGUAAAGGGGAAUAACUCUUCACAAGGCAACAACUCGUCUUGUAUAGAAACGAAAAAGUUUUAUACCCCUCACAAAUAUUAUUCUUAUCCCAAGACUUUAAGACUAAAGCUUGGCAAUGAAGCUAUUGAUAUACCACUACCUCCCUACAGUAUAGCGGAGAAGUGAUAUAGACCCUGGUGCAAUCACUAAACAUUUAAAUCAUUUGUUUAUUAAGAUGUGAAUAGAAAAGUGAGCAUUUGUAAAGUUAUUAUGGUAUUUAAAGAUAUUUGAUGUUCGUCACAUGCA
This is a messenger RNA of Ylistrum balloti, 2982 nucleotides long. RefSeq names its product histone-lysine N-methyltransferase KMT5B-A-like. Lineage: Eukaryota; Metazoa; Mollusca; Bivalvia; Pectinida; Pectinidae. Gene Ontology annotation, cellular component: nucleus. The transcript is spliced from 7 exons. Bases 1 to 2862 code for a protein of 953 amino acids. Gene Ontology annotation, molecular function: protein binding; histone H4K20 methyltransferase activity. The record is from RefSeq and is a predicted model, not a curated record.